AAGGAGAAGGGAGGGGCAUUUAACGGUGGUGGCUGGUUCUGCGCCGGAUCCGGGAGUCGGGCGGACGCCAUUGUGAUUCGGGGCCGACUCUUCUGCCUCUGUUAGAGGCCUUAACUCCGAGGAGGAAGGCGGCGGUGUGAUCGCUGGAAGCGGGACGGGCCCUGUUCAGUGCCAGCUCUGGAGCAGGGGAAACAUUAAGAAUGGAGUCUAAACCUUCAAGGAUUCCAAGAAGAAUUUCUGUUCAACCCUCUAGCUCUUUAAGUGCUAGGAUGAUGUCUGGAAGCAGAGGAAGUAGUUUAAAUGAUACCUAUCACUCAAGGGACUCUUCGUUUAGACUGGAUUCUGAAUAUCAGUCUACAUCAGCAUCAGCAUCUGCAUUACCAUUUCAGUCUACAUGGUAUAGUGAGUCUGAGAUAACUCAGGGAGCACGUUCAAGAUCGCAAAACCAGCAACGGGAUCAUGAUUCAAAAAGACCUAAACUUUCCUGUACAAACUGUACAUCUACCUCAGCUGGGAGAAGUGUUGGACAUGGUUUAAAUGCAGCAUCAGAUUCUUCUUGGAGGCAUAGUCAAGUUCCCAGAUCGUCAUCAGUGGUACUUGGAUCAUUUGGAACUGACUUAAUGAGAGAGAGGAGAGCAGAUUCCUCCAUUAGUAAUCUUAUGGAUUAUAGUCACCGAAGUGGUGAUUUCACAACUUCAUCAUAUGUUCAAGACAGAGUUCCUUCUUCAUAUUCACAAGGAGCAAGACCAAAAGAGAACUCUUUGAGCACUUUACAAUUGAAUACAUCAUCUACAAAUCACCAAAUGCCUUCUGAACAUCAGACCAUACCAUGUUCUAGGGACUCUGGUAGAAAUUCUUUAAGAUCAAAUUUUUCUCCAAGAGAAUUAGAAUCUCCCCAAAGCAGUAUACAGCCUGGAUUUUCUUAUAUUUCAAAUAGAGGUGAAACCUCAACUAUAGGCAGUUCAAAUAGGGUUGGCUCAUCUCCAAGAUCAUUUCAAGAAUCUUCUGACAAUGAAGGUAGGCGUACAACAAGGAGAUUGCUGUCACGUAUAGCUUCUAGUAUGUCAUCUACUUUUUUUUCACGAAGGUCUAGUCAGGAUUCCUUGAAUACAAGAUCAUUGAGUUCUGAGAAUUCUUACAUUUCUCCAAGAAUCUUGACAGCUUCACAGUCUCGUAAUGCAGCAUCAGCUUCUGAUGGUCCUGAUAACAGGGCAUCCGAAGCUUCUCAGGGAUUUCGAUUUCUUCGGCGAAGAUGGGGUUUGUCAUCUCUUAGCCAAAAUCAUAGCUCUGAGCCAGAUUCCCAGAAUUUUAACCAAGAAUCUGAAGGUAGAAAUACAGGACCAUGGUUAUCUUCCUCACUUAGAAAUAGAUGCACACCUUUGUUCUCUAGAAGGAGGCGAGAGGGACGAGAUGAAUCUUCAAGGAUAUCUACCUCUGAUAUACCAUCUAGAUCUCAUCAUAUUUUUAGAAGAGAAUCAAAUGAAGUGGUUCACCUUGAAGCACAGAGUGAUCCCCUUGGGGCUACUGCCAGCAGACCACAAGCAUCUGCAGCACCAAGCAGUGCUGCUACGGGUGGCUCCAUAUCGGAUUCGGCUCACAGUGGACGAAGUACAGGAAUAACAGGGAUCCUUCCUGGUUCCUUAUUCCGAUUUGCAGUGCCCCCGGCACUUGGAAGUAAUUUGACCGACAAUGUCAUGAUCACUGUAGAUAUUAUUCCUUCAGGUUGGAGUUCAUCUGAUGGAAAAAAUGAUAAAACUAAAAGUGUACCCUCAAGAGACCCAGAAAGACUGCAAAAAAUAAAAGAGAGCCUCCUUUUAGAGGACUCUGAAGAAGAAGAAGGUGAUUUAUGUAGAAUUUGUCAGAUGGCAGCUGCAUCAUCCUCUAACUUGCUGAUAGAGCCAUGCAAGUGCACAGGAAGUUUGCAAUAUGUCCACCAAGAGUGUAUGAAAAAAUGGUUACAGGCCAAAAUUAACUCUGGUUCUUCGCUAGAGGCUGUAACCACCUGUGAACUCUGUAAAGAGAAGUUGCAGCUUAACCUGGAGGAUUUUGAUAUUCAUGAACUACAUAGAGCUCAUGCAAAUGAACAAGCUGAGUAUGAGUUUAUCAGCUCUGGUCUCUACCUAGUUGUGUUACUGCACUUGUGCGAACAAAGCUUUUCUGAUAUGAUGGGAAAUACGAAUGAACCAAGCACACGUGUCCGAUUUAUUAACCUUGCAAGAACUCUUCAGGCACAUAUGGAAGAUCUCGAAAGUAGGUGGAAUUUCCCCUCCCCAGACUUGUUGAAUUUACUUUUGCAAAUUAAACCCACAGAGCAAAACCUAAGUAUAUAUAUACUCUUUCUACCAAAUUAGAGCUUCAUUUAUAGGCUUAAUAAUACCAGAAUAAUUGAUUUGGGAAAGAUGGGUUGGGCAACUGACACUAGUUUUUUAAGAGCCUAUUUUUUAAAAAUUAAAUUAAUUUUAAUGUAUGGAAGGGUGUUAUUAUAACCAUCGGUAUUUUAUUUAAAAUAAAAAAAUAUAUUUAAUCACCUUAAUUUUAACACUUUUAAUGUUAACACUUUUUUAAAAGAAGACGUUUAACUACUAAUCAAAACACACUUCUUUAGAUUUUUUGUGUGUGAAAUUUUACUUGUUCUUUAGCUUUGUUAGAUCAUAAAAGGUGUUCCCUGGGUUUAUAUACAGUUCUAGGAAUAUAAUGGUGAAAGAGUCCUAAUUCUGAGUCCCUAACAGAAGCCAUAGUUUUUUGUUUUUUUUUUUGCUCCUUGUUCAGGUCCUCAUGGACCUUUAAUAGGCAGCCAGCUCCGCCAGCAGCUCCAAUCUCUUAAGAUCACGUUCCAGCUUUAGGACUUCUGCCUGGGCUCCUAUGUGAAGGCACUUAAUGCCCAAAUCUUUACAGGCAUCUGCACAGCUUACCCUCUUCUCAAAGUCCUACAACCUCCAGGGUGCUUCAUACCAGGUGGGCACAGAUAUUGGUGGCUCUGGAACAGUUCCUGGGAAUCCAAGAUUACCCUAUUGUGCUUUUUCACCCAAAGCAACUGGCAUCCCAUGAUCAGAUUCCAGUACACUCUUUGAAGUGUUUUUAUAUAUGUAUUCUCCAAUUGAUUAUCUUCUAUCCUCAUCUUCAAAAUACUUGGACUGUUAACCUGUAGUGUGCAUAAUAUUUUUACCUCUAGAGAAAGCUUAGCAUCCUUUGAAGUAAGGUUUUUUUUAAGUUUUAAAAGGAUUAGAGGUACAACUAGGUAAUGCAUUUUCACAAUUUUAGUUAGUAUGUGUGGAAAUGGUAUAUAAAGGAAUCAAAUGGUAUAAUAAAGUGGGACUUCAUUAGUGUAAAUCUUUUUUUCCUUCAUUCCUUCUUAGUUCAGAUCCAUCAUGUUAGCUAGUACAAAGAUUAGUUCUGUCUUUUGUAAAUUAUAAUUGAUACUUUGUCAAAUGUGAUGAGAGUAAUUUGUUGCAGUGUACAUUUUCCCCAGAUUGCUUGUUUUUUUUCAACUAACAUUCUCAUUUAGAAUUUAGUUUUCUAAACAUAUAGGAGGGUCUACUCCCAACCUGUGAAUGAGAGGAAAAAGGUGAAGUUGAAAUAUAUACCCAGACUCAACUGAGAGUGAAAGAUGUGGGUGCUACAAGUUAACUUCUAAGUACUAGAGUAUUAAUACAUUCUGAAAAUUGGUUCUGACUGAAUUUUGUUCUGUAGAGUUAAUCCAAUAGAAAACAUGAGAAAUUCUCUGAAAAGCUAUUUUAUUUUUUAGUUUAACAUUUCUCCAUGAUAUUGCAUAAAAGUUAAGCAUAGGAUUUACUCUUCAUGAGCUAAGUAUAUGCUUGAUAUUUAUUUAAAGUGGAUUUUAAAUUUCUGCAAGGUAAAUAUAUGGAGAUUGAAGUUUCAUCUAUACGUGUUGCAUAAUUUUUUCUUGUUGAUUCCAUUUGCUGGUUGCCCUUAAAUUGUCCAGUAUUAAAUACAAGAAGAGUGUAUAUUUAACCUUUCUGCCCUUGAUAAUAGGGGAAAUGCCGGUAGGAUGUUUAGUGAACUUCCGUUUUCCUUCACAUGCAGACAGUUACAUAGUCUUGUACUUACUGUGUCCUUCUUAAAGACGUUCGUGGAAGUUUUAUAUUAAACUCUUGAGCCACUAAUGACUUUAAAAUAAAUUGAGGUCGGACAUGUUGCGAGAGUGAUAAAUUUCUGACAAUGUGGAGGCAUAGGAAUAAUCUCAACAAAAGGUUUUUACUAAAUCCAAUUAUAUCAACUUAGGCUGUGUCUAUAUAAAGCUUUUUUGACUGACUAGAGCUUUUUCUUGGCAUUGUAUAGACAUAGCUCUGAUGUAAAUUUCAAGAACACCCAUAACCUGUUAUUCUAUGUACAUUUUUUUCAUUCUCAUCCGAUACAUCAAACAUGCAGCGGUAAUAAGCCAGAUUCUACUCAGGUGUGUGAGAGCACUUGCCUUAAGUUUACUCUUUCUUUCUCUAGUGUAUUUCUCAUUAGCUACUAUGAACACAAAUUGAUCUCAGAAACUUUUUAGAUGUUCUUGGAUCACAUUUUUAAACAUUUUCAUUUUAAUAAAAACUAACAGAAGAAAAAAGUGUGGGGGUGGGAGCGUUGUAGACGGGCCUCACCCACAGUCAGACCGCCCUAACCCUGGCAUAUACUACAUUGGGGUUUUUAUCGUACAAGUCAUUGCUGUUCUGGCUUCAUACUUACACUUCCAUUCUCAUCCCCCUUAAAAUCAUUCUUGAUCAUCCUGUUUUCUUUCAACAGCUUCAGAGGAUGAUUCUGAAGAAGAUGGAGACCAUAACAGAACAUUUGAUAUUGCCUAACUUCACAUGAGACAAAUGGAUGAUCUGUGAACAGUGUUUAUUAAAACUGGCAAUUAAGUAUGAAUUAAUUUUCUGGGGAAAUACCUAUUGAAUACAUUUACUGUCUAUAUAUAUAUAGAAUGAAAAAAUAUAUAUAUAUACACACACAUAUUAUGCAUGUAUAUAUAUGUUCAUUCUCAAGUGUUGCUGAAUUAAAAUUCUGCUGGGCCUUUUAACAUGGCCAGUGAAUCUGAUGUUUAUAAACUGGUAAUUAAAAGUAUUUUUCUUUUAGAUGAGUGGGGAAAGUGUUACCCUUGUUUUAAAUAUCUAAGCAAUGCUGACAGCCCUUUUUUGUGUUGUGAUUACUGUAGUUAUAUUUAUGAAAAAAGGUUGGUGUUUUAGUCUCGUUAGUGAAAAAAGUGGGACAAAGUAUGCUUUUAGAAUAAAUUGCCAAAUGGCACCUAAUUAUUUUUCUUUUUAAAAUGCCUUAAGUUGCGGUCUCAUUUUCAUAAUCACUUGCUUCCAGUGUUUAAAAAAAAAAAAGAAUGGGGAGAAAGUUAAGAAGAGCAUUCAUUAUAUUAGGUUUCCAAAUUUAAUUUGAAUUCUAAAUUCACUUAGCAAUGGUCUAAUUUUUAAAAUAUAUAAAGUGUACAAAUGGAUAACUUUUUGUAUUGAUGUGCAAAAUGCAGAUUAUAUUUGAUAGGCCAUAGUAUGUAGAUAUUCCUUUUAGGAAUAUUACAGCUGUAAAUUAUAUCAGAAUUGCCAGUCAGAUGCUAUUUGGUUAAAAAUAUUAUUGCAGUCUCAAGUUAAAUAUUUUUAAAUCCCACAUUCAGAAUUUAAAACACUGGUUUUCAAUGUGUUUUUUAGUGUUGUCACUUCUUUAUAGAUAAAUAUGAUAUAAAUAACCUGUUUGGAUCCUGGUCGUUUUUAACUGUUCCUUGGUAAUUCUAAGCAUUUAUUUGAUGACUUAAUAUUUUUCACUACCUUUAGAGAAGAGAUGAACAUUAACUGUUCACCAUACUGUGGUCCUGAGUUGUGUAUAUGUCCAUAACACUGUAUAUUUUCUCUGUCAACACCCUUAGGAUACACUUAAAAACGCCUGCAGGUGGGUUUCAGGUUAAAUAAAGUCUUUUGUCCAGCUACUUUUUCAGAACCCAAAUAGAAACCAUGUAAUUUCUCACAUGUGAAUCAACAGUUUGCCCACAUUCAGUCAGAUUGUUGGUCUUAAUGUAAAACUUCGGCUUGAAAUAAAGUGCAUACUGAUUGAUUUACUAUA
Messenger RNA from Globicephala melas (long-finned pilot whale), 6060 nucleotides. NCBI's taxonomy places the organism in Eukaryota, Metazoa, Chordata, Mammalia, Artiodactyla, Delphinidae. The record is from RefSeq and is a predicted model, not a curated record.